Molecule: messenger RNA, 1863 nt
Organism: Cynara cardunculus var. scolymus (artichoke)
Lineage: Eukaryota; Viridiplantae; Streptophyta; Magnoliopsida; Asterales; Asteraceae
Product: DUF21 domain-containing protein At4g14240-like
Exons: 14
Coding region: 144-1643 (499 amino acids)
Biological process (GO): magnesium ion homeostasis
Cellular component (GO): intracellular membrane-bounded organelle
Source: RefSeq, a predicted model, not a curated record
CCAUUUUGUCUUUUGAUGUUUCGAACGCCAGGUCGAGUACUCAUCUUGCAUGGAACCGAAUUCGACCCACUAACCCGCAACCCCGAUGUAGUUUGUAUUGUAGAGCGAUUGCGAGUUGGGGCUAUUGAUUCAGCUCACACAGGAUGCAUGCGAGUGAUGUGGUGGAAUUGAUCCGAAUGGCAACGAGAACUAGUGGUAAUACGAUGCUUGGAGCAGAAAUUGAAUUUGGAUCGGCGAUGUUCUACGUUUAUGCCGGCAUCUCAUGCUUUCUCGUCCUCUUUGCCGGCAUCAUGUCUGGACUUACAUUAGGUUUAAUGUCACUUGGCCUUGUGGAGCUCGAAAUCCUCCAGCGCAGUGGCACCCCAAUCGAGAAAAAGCAAGCAGCUGUCAUAUUUCCAGUGGUUCAGAAACAACACCAACUUCUCGUGACUUUGCUUCUUUGUAAUGCAGCUGCCAUGGAGGCCCUGCCCUUGUACUUGGAUAAGAUUUUCAAUCAAGUUGUUGCAAUUGUGCUCUCUGUAACUUUUGUUCUGUUUUUUGGAGAGGUUAUUCCACAAGCAAUAUGUACCAGAUAUGGUCUUGCUGUUGGAGCAAAUUUUGUUUGGCUUGUGCGUAUUUUGAUGAUAAUUUGUUAUCCAAUUGCUUAUCCUAUUGGCAAGAUUCUUGACUUGGUAUUAGGACAUAAUGAUGCGCUAUUUAGACGAGCUCAAUUGAAAGCCCUUGUUUCCAUACACAGUCAGGAGGCUGGCAAGGGGGGUGAACUCACUCAUGAUGAGACGACGAUAAUCAGUGGAGCGCUAGAUUUAACUGAAAAGACUGCACAGGAGGCUAUGACGCCAAUCGAAUCCACCUUUUCCCUGGACGUCAAUUCAAAGUUGGACUGGGAGGCAAUGGGAAAAAUUCUUGCACGUGGUCAUAGCAGAGUUCCAGUAUACUCAGGAAAUCAAAGAAAUAUUAUUGGCCUUCUGCUGGUCAAAAGUCUUCUUACUGUACGCGCUGAAACGGAGACACCAGUAAGUGCUGUUUCUAUUCGGAGAAUUCCAAGGGUUCCAGCGGACAUGCCUCUAUAUGAUAUACUGAAUGAGUUCCAAAAGGGAGGCAGCCAUAUGGCGGCCGUAGUAAAAACUAAAGGGAAAAUUAGAAAACCUCCAUCACUUGAAGAAAAGAAUGAAGAGAGAACAGUAAGCAGUAAAGAUUUUCAAUCUACAACUCCAAGGUCAUCAAAGCAUGGAGAGAAAGGCGAAAACAUAAUAAUUGACAUGGACAAGUCUGCGAGUCAGACUACACAUACAUCAUCAAAGACAAACGGCAUGCCUUAUUCAUUGGAGGACAUCGAAGAAGGUGAAGUGAUUGGCAUAAUCACCUUGGAAGACGUAUUUGAGGAACUUCUGCAGGAGGAGAUUGUGGAUGAGACAGACGAAUUUGUUGAUGUACAUAAAAGGAUACGAGUAGCAGCAGCAGCAGCUGCUUCAUCAGUAGCCCGUGCUCCAUCGAUUCGAAGAUUAACUGCCUUGUCUGCUCAGAAAGCGGCUGGAGGCCAAAGUAAGCUAGGACAAACUCCGAGGAAGUCUCGUGAGGAUGAUUCUACUUGGUUGAAGUCCCAGGGAACUAUGAACGAGCCCUUACUUGGGAACAAGACCUGAAAUGCACUCGAUCUUGCAAAUAUCAAACAUUAGAUCAAUUUCAAGCAGGCGCAUCUGUACGGGUCUGCAUAGCUUGGCUGAUCACAAAAUAAGAGGAGUCUUGUGUAAUUUCCUCUACUUUUGAUUCAUUAUGAAUAUAGGUAGGCAUUCACAUUAGUUUUGUACUUGGGUCAAAAUAUUGUAUAGUUGAUGCUUUUAUGCAGCAAGCAAGCGAUUCGAU